AUGGCGGCGGAUUUUAGUUUGGUCGAGCUGGCAGCUCUUGCAGAUGAUGACGAUUUAAUGUUGUACGCAUUAGAUAAAACUCUAAUUACAUGUACUGUUGAAUCAACCUUUGAUCCUCAGUUCGAACGAUUUAACAUCAACAAGUAUAAUGAUGAGCAGUGUAAAGCUAUGUUCAGGUUCACUAAAGCUGACAUUAGCCAACUCGCCGAUGCGCUUGUAAUUCCACCUGUCUACAAAUGUAAACAUGGGUGUAUUGCGAGUGGGCAUGAUGGUUUAUGCAUGCUUUUGAGGAGACUGGUCUAUCCCAACCGACUUCUUGAGCUUGAGCGGGAAUUCGGAAGGCCCAAAAGUGUUCUUUCCGAAAUCAUCACUACUGUUCUCGAAGACAUCUAUUUGCGAUUCCACACUAAGUUUUCCAGUCUUGAACAACCAUGGAUGGGCAGAGACCAACUCCACGAAUUUGCAAACGCUGUGCAUGAGAAGGGAGCACCUCUAUCGAACUGUUGGGGGUUCAUAGAUGGAACGCCUAGACAAAUCUGUCGACCCAAAUACAAUCAGCGAGCCUGUUUCAGUGGCCACAAAAUAUAUCAUUGCAUCAAGUUUCAAUCAGUAGUGGCACCAAAUGGGUUGAUUGCUAACCUCUUUGGUCCAGUAGAAGGCAGGCGUCACGACUCAGCUAUGCUUAGGAUGAGCAAUCUGAUCCAGGACCUCGAAGAAGUGGAUUUCCGGAUGAACGAUGAGGACAGGACACCAAUGUGUGUGCAUGGGGAUCCUGCAUAUCCCCUAAGAGAUCAAUUGAUUGGGCCAUUUAGGGGAGCUGUGCUGACUGAUGACCAGAAGAGAUUCAAUAAACGAAUGAGUUCGGUGAGAGAGAGCGUCGAAUGGCAAUUUGGCAAGAUAGUCAAAGAUUUUGCCUUCCUUGACUUCGAGAAAAAUUUAAAACUCUAUCUUCAACCUGUUGAGAAAUUGUAUAUAGUGGGGGCGCUGCUGGCGAACUGUCAUACAUGCAUAUAUGGAUCCCAAACUGGACUCUUCUUUGGUAUGGAGCCACCUCCACUAGAAGACUACUUGUCUCUUCAAUAG
Lineus longissimus is the source of this 1083-nucleotide messenger RNA. RefSeq lists its product as uncharacterized. The coding region runs from base 1 to 1083 and encodes 360 amino acids. The record is from RefSeq and is a predicted model, not a curated record. NCBI's taxonomy places the organism in Eukaryota, Metazoa, Nemertea, Pilidiophora, Heteronemertea, Lineidae. The transcript has a single exon.